AUGUCUAGGUUCAGAAAUCAGUCGGGAAGCUGCCCAGUCUUAGUGUUCAGGACUGAGGCCCUGGGCCAGAGGACGCACCUCGGUGAUGGAGGCGAGAAACUCAAUUUACAAACGACUGUUUGGGAACAGUCAUGUCACCCAGUCCAGAGGGAGCCGGUACGCUGCGUUCUGCGAACUUCGGAGGCGACUUCGGGGAAGCGGCGUCUUCCUCAUUGUGCGUGGUCAGGGGCAACACCCCGGGACGGCCCCGAGGCGUCAGGACUACAACUCCCAGAAUGCCGCGGGCCAGACUGCAGCUCGCCUGCCCAGACGUGGUGGCAACUCCGCCCCUCGCCGGGCGGCGGCGCUGCAGCCUCAGUCCUAAGUGGGCGGAGGCGGCUAGCGAAGGGGGUCUGGGCCGGCCGGGUUUGCAGGCGAGAUUUGCGGGCUGGGUUGGGGGCGUUGAGCCCUUGGCUCUUCCUAGUUGGUAGGCGGGACCCCAGCCCCCGCCUCCUCCAGGGUAAAGCUCUCACGUCCACCUGGCGCGACGCUGAGCCAUCUUCUGAAGCACCACAGUCCUCAGAACCCCACAUCCCGCUGCCGGUGGUUCCCCGCAUCCGGUGUCCGCCCCCCGCCCCCCGCCCCCAAGCCUCCUUCCCUCCCGCGCAGCCUCAGCUCUCUGCCCUUAACCGCGACCUGGGCCUCUCCUGGGGAGGCCCAGGAUGGGGUCCUCAGAAGUCCAGAGACCCAGGGGCAUUUGUGGGGUGUGUGGGGGAGCAGACUUUAGGGAAGGGUGGUUCCCUUCAAAUUGGGACCACCAGGCCAGAAUCAGGCCCACAGUUUCCUCCUCUGUGGCUUCCUGUAGCACUCCAAGUGGGAAAGAGAGAAACUUGGAAGUGAAA
Callithrix jacchus (white-tufted-ear marmoset) is the source of this 881-nucleotide messenger RNA. The record is from RefSeq and is a predicted model, not a curated record. Lineage: Eukaryota; Metazoa; Chordata; Mammalia; Primates; Cebidae.